Molecule: messenger RNA, 438 nt
Organism: Humulus lupulus (European hop)
Lineage: Eukaryota; Viridiplantae; Streptophyta; Magnoliopsida; Rosales; Cannabaceae
Product: dynein light chain 1, cytoplasmic-like
Exons: 2
Coding region: 4-333 (109 amino acids)
Biological process (GO): microtubule-based process
Cellular component (GO): dynein complex
Molecular function (GO): dynein light intermediate chain binding; dynein intermediate chain binding
Source: RefSeq, a predicted model, not a curated record
GCCAUGUUAGAAGGCAAAGCCAUCAUUGGAGAGACUGACAUGCUUCAAGUCAUGCAGCAAGACGCGCUUCGCUUGGCUGCAAAGGCCCUGGACGUGUUUGACAUCGCUGAAACAACCAACAUUGCUCACUUCAUUAAGAAGGAUUUUGAUGAAUCCCAUGGACACGGGUGGCAAUGCAUAGUGGGAAACGAUUUCGGUUCCUUUGUCACGCACCGCCAGGGGUGUUUCAUCUAUUUCUGCAUCGGCAGCCUUGCCUUCUUGCUCUUCAGGGUUGAAGUUAAUUCAAACGUUGAAGAAAACUUGAUCCCUGAGAUGGAGGCUGUGCAGAAAUAAGUUCUGUUUAUGUCUUUAUUUCUAUUUAUUACUUUCAGAUUUGUCAUUAUAAGACAAACAAAUGAACAAUUUCCAAGUAGUGAUUCUGAUCGCUCUUCGUUUUCA